Molecule: messenger RNA, 393 nt
Organism: Hyaloperonospora brassicae
Lineage: Eukaryota; Oomycota; Peronosporomycetes; Peronosporales; Peronosporaceae
Source: the annotation of a GenBank genome assembly
AUGCGCGUACCCUUCCGCCUCCUGUGCUUCCUGGCUGCGGCCUUCGCGACGUGCGUGUCAGCCGACGCCAUGGACGACGGGACCCCACUUAUGAGUGAAGCGCCUCCCGUGACCCCGUCAACUGACGGUACGGGCGUCUCGAACGCCACGAGCGACGCGCCCCGCGCCGAAGAGGACUUUGACAUUGAGCCGCAGCCGACGCGCGCCCCGACACAGAAGGCCCCGACACAGGAGGCCCCGACACUGCCGCCCAGCGUUGCGCCUGUGAAGCGCAACCCCAUCGCUGACCCUACCGCAAGUGACCGUCCAGCGGAAGUCACGAGCACUGCGUCUGCGGUGGCCCCGACGGCCGCUGCGGUGGUCCUAUCGGCCGUCGUCUACCUCAUGCUCUAA